Suricata suricatta (meerkat) is the source of this 901-nucleotide messenger RNA. RefSeq names its product coiled-coil-helix-coiled-coil-helix domain containing 6 (gene CHCHD6). NCBI's taxonomy places the organism in Eukaryota, Metazoa, Chordata, Mammalia, Carnivora, Herpestidae. Gene Ontology annotation, cellular component: mitochondrion; MICOS complex. Bases 96 to 818 code for a protein of 240 amino acids. The transcript is spliced from 8 exons. Gene Ontology annotation, biological process: cristae formation; DNA damage response. The record is from RefSeq and is a predicted model, not a curated record.
AGGGAAGAGUGGUGCGUGUAGGGAGCCAGAGGCUGGCGUCCGCCUGGUUGCUCUGGAGUCGGGUAGCGUGGCCGCCCGCCGGCUCGCCUCCUGCCAUGGGGAGCACCGAGAGCAGCGAGGCCCGCAGGGUGUCCUUCGGAAAGGACGAAGAGGAGCGGGUCCGGGUGCUGCAGGGCAUCCGGCUUUCUGACAGUGUGGUUAACCGCAUGAAGGACCCCAGCCAGCCUUGCAAAGCUGAGGGGCCGGCUCUGCCUCGUGCCCCUCCACCGUCCACACGUGGCACCUCUGAAGGCCCGCAGAAAGACUCCAAACCACCCAAGUCCGAAUAUGGUGGUGGCCGGCAGCCCUCAGGGGUGGAGGAGGAUUUCCUUAAGAGGUAUAAACAGGAGCAGGCCAAGAUCCAGGACGAGUUGCUGCAGGUGGUGACGAGGGAAAGAGAGGCGGCCGCAAAGCAUAGGAGCGCAUCCAUGCAGCGCGGGGAGGGCAGCGGUGACCAGGAGAAGCAGAAGUCGACCCAGCUGGCCAGGGAGCUGGAGAGCCGGGAGGCAGAGCUGAGCCGUCGUGAUACCUUCUAUAAGGAGCAGCUGGGACGCAUUGACAAGAAGAAUGCUGAGAUAUAUAAACAGUCUUCACAGCAGUUCCACGAGGCAGCUUCAAAAAUGGAGGACACCAUAAAGCCCCGCAGGACAGAGCCUGUGUGCUCAGGGCUGCAGGCCCAGAUCCUUCGCUGCUACCGCGACCACCUGCAGGAAGUGCUUCUGUGCUCAGACCUGGUCAAGGCUUACCAGCGCUGCGUGAGGGCCGCCCACAAGGGUUGAGGAGCCCUCGGUCCUGGCCCUGGCAGCGACUCGGAGCUCCGCAGAAGGGACCGGUGAUGGGACCGCAGUCUGCAGACCCCUGG